Molecule: messenger RNA, 4239 nt
Organism: Tyto alba (common barn owl)
Lineage: Eukaryota; Metazoa; Chordata; Aves; Strigiformes; Tytonidae
Product: muscleblind-like protein 3
Exons: 9
Coding region: 16-966 (316 amino acids)
Molecular function (GO): metal ion binding
Source: RefSeq, a predicted model, not a curated record
UGGCAGUCUGGAAGGAUGUGCUUGGGCCGGUGUACCCGAGAGAACUGCAAAUAUCUCCACCCUCCCCCGCACUUAAAAACACAACUUGAAAUAAAUGGACGCAACAACCUGAUCCAGCAGAAGACCGCCGCAGCCAUGUUUGCUCAGCAAAUGCAGUUCAUGCUACCGGGCGCGCAGCUACAGCCAAUUACAACGUUUCCUGUGACUCCAUCGCUUGCAACAAGCCCCACGAUGGCUUUUAGUCCCUACCUGAGUCAUGUUUCUCCUGGGAUGGGCUUGGUUCCUGCAGAGCUUUUACCAAAUACUCCUGUCCUGGUUUCCGGAAAUCCUACUGUUACAGUACCAGGAGGCUCUGCUGGGCAGAAACUGAUGCGUACGGAUAAACUGGAGGUUUGUCGAGAGUUUCAGCGUGGAAAUUGCACACGUGGUGAGAAUGAUUGCCGCUAUGCUCACCCUAUAGAUAUUGCAAUGAUAGACACAAAUGAAAAUACUGUUACAGUUUGCAUGGAUUACAUCAAAGGUCGAUGCUCUAGGGAGAAAUGCAAGUACUUUCAUCCCCCUGCACACCUGCAAGCCAAAAUCAAGGCAGCUCAACACCAGGUGAACCAGACAGCUGCAGCUGCAAUGGCCCUGCCGCCUGGUGCACUUCAACCUUUACCAAAGAGGCCAGCACUUGAAAAAAACAAUGGUGCCACCACAGUCUUUAACCCAAGCGUUUUCCACUACCAACAGGCUCUAGCCAACAUGCAGUUGCAACAGCCUACAUUCAUCCCUACAGGGUCAGUUCUGUGCAUGACACCCACUGCAAGCGUUGUGCCCAUGAUGCACGGUGCUACGCCCACCACUGUGUCUGCAGCAACAACUCCUGCCACCAGCGUCCCCUUCGCUGCAACAGCUACCGCCAAUCAGAUAUCCCAGUUAUCAGUAGAUGAACUGAGUAGCAGCAUGUUUGUUUCACAGAUGUAGAAGUUCCCAAUAGAACACAGACCAUGUUGAAAUUCUGAACAGUAAAAUUAUGGAGCACCAGGACUUCUUGGUGGGAAGCUGCGCAUGGCCUUUCUGUAUAUAUCCCCUUUUCCCUCUAUCGUUCUCUACCACCUCUACAGUAAGCCUGUUGCAGCCUACAUGUUAACCAAAAACUGAUCAAUGGGAAUGUCAAAAAAAAAAAAAAAAAAAAAAAAAAAAAAAAGCACUAUAGAAACAAUUAACAAACAGCGCUCUGUUAUAUGAGAUAUACAAGUAGAAAAUUAUAAUAGACUUUUAUAACACAUUACUUUAACACACUUAAUCAUUUUAUGACUACCAUCCUGAUAAGUGCAUCUGCACAGCGGACUGUUGGUUUACUGUAUACUAUCGAUGGAUAAAUGUUUGUCUUGUUUUUGAAGUGUUAUCUUACUGUUUUGUUUACAUCAUAGUCUAUUGAUUUGUUUUAAAGUGUACAUCAUUAUCAAGUAUACUCAAUACCAUUUUUUCAUUAUUGUUAUGUCUUAAGUUUUCAUAUACUGUAGGUUUUAUGGGUUUUUGUUUGUUUUUUACUAAAAAUGUUAUUGUGGGAAACAGGAAUUAUGUGCUUGAAAACCACGACACAGGAAUGUUCUGCCCUUUGCUGGAUUUUACUGCUAAUGUCAGCUAAAGUUGCUUGUGUUAAAUGCUCCUUUUAUCCUUUAAAAUUUGCCUUCAGAUAGAGUCUCCGAAUUUUUAGUAUAAGUACUAUGAAAGGACAGCUGUAAUUUUAGUCCAGUUCAGGGUAUUUCUUUAGAUACAAUGAGCUGAGUCUGGAAACUUUUGGAAAAAGCCCCACAAAAGCCCAGGUUCAGUGAGGGGACAGGAACAGGAACGAUUUGCUCAGACGGUGGUGAGCAUCAAGGGAUUUCUUCUGCAGUUCUGUUGUCCAUUGAAGUGCAUUCUCAGCUGCAAACGGCGCACAAUCUCUCUUGCUGUUUUCAUGGUGCAGUCAAAGCAAAAAAACACAAAAAAAAAAAAAAAACAACCAAAACCCAGGUGGUGAAGUGAGACAGCUUCAGCUGGGCAAAGACUGGUUGUGUUGGAGAGGAGCAGAUGCCAACGGUUGGCUGGAGUGGGCCCACAGCCAUGGCUUAGCCCAGGCUGGGGAAUACUGUGCCCGGGGCUUGUCUCCACUAAGCAUGCUGAAACAUUUCGGCCUGAAAUCUUACGUGGCUCCUCUUGAAAUUUUGUCAGCGUGCACUGAUUAUUUUAAUCACCAUUUUCCAUAAGUGAGUGAUUUUUUUUUCCCCGUGAUCUCUGGCCCUUGAAACCAAACACAUCAGUAACAAAGCAGGAAAAACCUGGGCGUAAGCUUUCUACUGUAGAAAAACGUUCAUCUUAAUGGAGAUCCUGUAGGUCAGUGGAUUUAUUUCGGCACCUUCUACUUGAUCAAGAGCAAUGUUUGCUGCACAACAAGGGCUAGUUCUCGAUACCUCCUUUCCAUACGCACGAAUAAAACGAUUUCCAGCCCGUGCACCCUGGAGAGCCCCGCCUGUCGUUACGCUGCGUUGCUGAACAAUCUGGCUGUAGAAUGCAUUUUGGUUGAGAAAACGGCCAAAUUCACCCCCGUCACGGCUCUACAGUAUCAUUGGCAUUAUGGAGAGGAUGGAUUUGCUGCUGCAAAUCCGCAAACUCCAUACAAAGAGAAAGAGAAUUGUUGUUGAAACUGAGCAAGAGGCCAGCUCCCAGUGCCCAGGGGGGCGGCCACCCCGAGCUCGCCGGGGUGCUGUAGGGUGCCAAAUUCUGACAGCUAGGUUUGCUUUUCUUUUCCGAGUUCCUUGGCCUGGGUUAGAGACUUUCCUUGCCCCCCUCUCCUCCAGUGUGAGCACAGAUAGUUUGCCACGGACCACGAGUGACGGAGGGGCAUUUAGGGUACAGCCAGUGCGUCCCAGAGUAGGGUCUGACCCUCGGCCCGUAGCAAGCACCUUUGAAGAGCCCAGCUCACAAAGGCCUCUUGCCAGAAGGAAUCUCCCCAUUCGUUUCCUCAGGCUUUGAACCAAACCCUGAGACAAGGGGAAAAACCAUUCCCCCCGCCCCAAACCAGGCCCUCCUUUACGGACCCCGUGUUUUGGCAGUGGCUUGUGUCCGUGGAUGUUCCCCAGCACCGCUGGCGCUCACAGGCAGCAGCGUUGCCAGAAACCAGUGACUCUCGUUUGUACUGGUGACCGCAUACCUGUUCUUUUCACCACUGAGUUUCUGUUUCCCGAAACCAUAACAUUGUUAGUGGAAAAAGUGGAUUUGAGUACUUCCUGUUUGAAAUUAUUUGUGUAUCAAAAAUGGGUUUUGCACAACCUGUGCCAGUGCCUCAACAAAGAACAGAGCUGAUCUUCUUAAGCCAGAAAGGAUGCAUUCAAGCUUGUAUGGCUUUAUGAGUUCAAGGAGGUUGGAAUUUUUUCAGUGCUAAAUGGAUUUUUGUAUAUCUUGACACUUUGAUGUAACCUCCUAUUUUAUUUAUCGACUUAAACAUCUGGCAUAGAUGUGCAUAGAAUGUAAACCUAGAAUACAGCUGUUUUCAUGUCACAUUUAAAGCACUGAAAAAAAAAAAAAAAAAAGGCGUUUAAGGAUUAUUUUUUAUUAAAGAGGUCCAAUGAGGGAUGUUCAGGGUAGUUAUAUUAGGUGCCACAACAGUUUUUAUAUUGCUGGCAAAUUUAGAGUUAAUUUGUAAAUGAGUUUAAGGAAAGAAAAGCUUGAAGCACUAAACUUCACCAAAUUCAAAACAAUCUCGGCAAAAAUGCCAUUUUGAGGUAGCACUAUUUAAACUAGUUGUGCAAUGACUUGCUCUAAUUUUCUUUGUUCAAGAAAGAAAAGAAAAAAAAAAAAAAAAACAGUCGCCAGACUAUAAAUUUCCUAAAUAGACUAUUACAAAGUCACCGAGCUAGCUAGUGACUCUAAACAAAUGUCAUAAAAGCAUGAAUAUCAUCCUUUAUUUGACAAGAGAUGUAUGUAAGUUUGUUUAAAUCGAUAUAAUUUUAGUGACAUUUUUAUAAGCUUCCCACUUUCCAUGAACCUAUAUUUUUUAUUUAUCCAAAGUUAUUUCUCUUUGUCCAUUUCUCUCAGCCUUAUGCAAACAUUAUGCAAGAAAUGCUGAAACUUGGAUAAAACGGGUCAUGCAGAGGGAAAAUGAAAGCUGAGAUUGAUCAUUUUCACGCAAAAAGGUUGUUAGUAGUUUCAAUAAAAAGUACUACUACUAAACUGUAACAUAAGCAGACAAUAAAAGAGGGAUUUAAAAUAAAA